AUGCCGUUUCCGCCAAGUGCGGCGCCGAUGAAAAUCCCCAAGAGAUUUCGCAUGCCCGAUAUCUCGAAGUACAAUGGGACAACAGACCCAAAUGAGCAUGUGACUGCGUAUACGUGCGCUAUCAAGGGCAACGACCUCGCCGAUGACGAAAGGGAAUCAGUGCUACUUAAGAAAUUCGGGAAAACUUUGUCGAAGGGAGCUAUGAUUUGGUAUCAUAACUUGCUUGAGCACUCGAUUGAUUCAUUUGCCAUGCUCGCUGAUGCUUUCGUUAAGGCCCAUGCCGGGGCUAUCAAGGUCGAAACCCGAAAGUCAAAUUUAUUCAACGUCAAGCAACGAGAUGACGAGACCCUCCGCGAGUUUGCGGCUCGAUUUCAAAUGGAGCGCAUGGACUUACCUCCAAUUACUGACGAUUGGGCCGUUCAGGCUUUCACCCAGGGGCUCAACUCGAGGAGCUCGAUCACAUCUAUGGAACUAAAACAAAACUUGAUAGAAUACCCGACAAUCGCCUGGGCUGAUGUGCCUAACAGAUAUCAGUCGAAAAUUAGGGUCGAAGACGAUAAGAUUCUGAGGGCCGCUUCAGUGUCGUGGCAUUCCGGUAAAGGAGGUGAUCGUACAAGGAGAGUGAUGGAUCGAGAUUCCGCAUCGUCAAUGACGACGAUACCAGCCGUACCCGCUCGAUCGAAGGGGGAAUGGGUGUAA
Messenger RNA from Lycium ferocissimum, 699 nucleotides. RefSeq lists its product as uncharacterized. NCBI's taxonomy places the organism in Eukaryota, Viridiplantae, Streptophyta, Magnoliopsida, Solanales, Solanaceae. The transcript has a single exon. The coding region runs from base 1 to 699 and encodes 232 amino acids. The record is from RefSeq and is a predicted model, not a curated record.